CUAAGCCCCCUGGGAGCAACGUCACUCCCCUUGGCAUAUUAACCACUGUCCGCUGUAUGCGCCUAACACAACACAGCACAGAGGACGGCAGGAUCGCAUCCAUCCUCAUCGCGAAAUGGUUUGUGAACUGAAUCCCAGUCCAACAUUCCUCCCAGAUUCCGUCCGUUUGGGCGAGGAGGCGUUCGCGUGCUCCGGUAUACAAGCGGGCUAAAGAACUCCCGGUGAAGUAGGAAGGUCGUUUAAAGUGGAGAAAAAAAAAAAAAAAAAAAGAAAAGAAAGAGCGCGGUUGUCCAGUAUGAUCCGCGGUUAAGGAAACAUCAGUGAGAGCCAACAUCUGUAACUUCAGGAUUUACAUGUGUGAGGGCGGCUUUUCCGGAGCUCGUGGGAUAUUCUGUGUAUAAACAUGCCUGUAAGAAGAGGUCACGUUGCGCCACAAAACACUUUUCUUGGAUUAAUUAUUCGGAAAUUCGAGGGUCAGAAUCGGAAAUUUGUGAUAGCCAAUGCCAGGGUGGAGAACUGUGCGAUCAUAUACUGCAAUGAUGGCUUCUGUGAGAUGACAGGCUUCUCCAGACCAGACAUCAUGCAGAAACCAUGCACCUGCGACUUCCUCCACGGAGAGCUCACAGACAAGGAGGCCAUCAGCCAGGUGGCACAGGCUGUACUGGGGUCUGAAGAGCGCAAGGUGGAGAUCACCUACUACCGCAAGGAUGGUUCUGACUUUCAGUGCACCACUCACAUAAUCCCAGUGAAGAAUGAGGAAGGUGUGGUGAUGAUGUUCAUCCUGAGUUUUGAGUAUGUCGUGGAUGAAGGAAGUGACAACUCCACAGAGAGGUUAAGCCCCACAUCACCAACAAAGUCAGAUCAAAGGAGGAGCAGAUUCUUCCGCUUCCGCCAGGCAGCUUUGAGCUUAAUGAAUACCAACAAGCAAUCACUUCCACAAGAGGACCCAGAUGCUGUGAUGGUGGACUCACCCAAAGAGAAUGAGGACUCGGUGGCCCUGCAGAGUUUCCCCUCACCCACUAAGAGCAUUUGCAGUCCCAUUGAGGCUAAUGACACACAUGCCCUCAUAAGCUCCAGCCACCACUCUUCCCAAGCAAGCACGGGCCCUGAACCGCUUGGCCAGUCAUCUCCGAAACACGCCUGGGACAAGCUUUACCAGACAGAGCCACACCAGUCCUCUACCUCCCUGUCAAACACCUUCCCCCGAGGCAGCAUUAGCAGCAUGAGGCGAGCCUCAUCUGUCCAUGAAAUUGAGGGCUACAGCUCCAAUUCUAAAACUGUAUUCAGGGAUCGUCAUACAAGUGAAGGGCCUUUUAAUCAUGUAAAGUCCAGCCUGCUUGGCUCUACCUCUGACUCGAACAUCAAUAAGUAUAGCACCAUCAACAAGAUCCCCCUGAUUGCACUUAACUUCUCUGAGGGGACUGAUAAGAAGACUCAUUCUCCGCCAACAUCUGAGAAACCCAUCAUAGCACCAAAGGUCAAAGACAGAACCCACAAUGUAACAGAAAAGGUGACACAGGUUCUGUCACUUGGAGCUGAUGUUUUGCCUGAGUACAAACUCCAGACGGCCCGCAUUGACAAGUUCACCAUCCUCCACUACAGCCCUUUUAAAGCCGUGUGGGACUGGCUGAUCCUGCUGCUGGUUAUCUACACGGCAAUCCUCACUCCAUACUCGGCUGCUUUUCUUCUCAAUGACCAAGAGGAGCAGAAGAGGCGUGAAUGUGGAUACUCCUGUAGCCCUCUUAAUGUGGUGGAUUUAAUCGUGGACAUCAUGUUCAUCAUUGACAUUCUUAUAAACUUCAGGACCACUUACGUGAACCUGAAUGAGGAGGUGGUCAGCCAUCCCGCUAAAAUAGCAAUCCAUUAUUUUAAAGGCUGGUUCCUUAUAGACAUGGUGGCAGCCAUCCCCUUUGACCUCCUUAUCUUUGGCUCAGGAUCGGAUGAGACUACCACACUGAUUGGCCUGUUGAAGACGGCGAGACUCCUGCGAUUGGUGCGAGUUGCCAGGAAGCUGGAUCGUUACUCUGAGUACGGAGCUGCAGUCCUCAUGUUGCUCAUGUGCAUCUUCGCUCUAAUCGCCCACUGGUUAGCCUGUAUAUGGUACGCCAUUGGCAACGUGGAGAAGCCCUACUUGGAGCACAAGAUUGGCUGGCUAGACAAUCUGGGCGUGUCCAUAGGAAAGAGAUACAACUACAGCGAUCCCAGCUCUGGUCCCUCUAUCAAGGACAAGUAUGUCACAGCACUUUACUUCACCUUCAGCAGCUUGACCAGUGUGGGCUUUGGAAAUGUUUCCCCAAACACCAACUCAGAGAAGAUUUUUUCCAUCUGUGUUAUGUUGAUUGGCUCUCUCAUGUAUGCCAGCAUAUUUGGUAACGUCUCUGCCAUCAUCCAGAGGUUGUACUCGGGGACAGCACGUUACCAUGCUCAAAUGUUACGUGUUAAGGAGUUUAUCCGCUUUCACCAAAUUCCCAACCCGCUGAGACAGAGGCUGGAGGAGUACUUCCAACACUCAUGGACCUACACUAACGGCAUCGACAUGAACACGGAGGUGUUAAAAGGCUUUCCCGAGUGUCUGCAGGCGGAUAUUUGCCUUCACCUCAACAGAAGUCUUUUGCACAAUUGCAAAGCAUUUCAAGGAGCCACAAAAGGCUGCCUGAGGGCCUUGGCCAUGCGCUUCAGAACCACUCACGCCCCUCCUGGAGACACUCUGGUCCACGGUGGCGAUGUCCUCACUGCGCUCUACUUUCUCUCCCGUGGUUCUAUUGAGAUCCUGAAAGAUGACAUUGUGGUGGCCAUUCUAGGAAAAAAUGACAUCUUUGGAGAAAUGAUCCAUAUGUUUACCAAGCCUGGAAAAUCCAAUGCUGAUGUGCGAGCUCUGAGUUACUGUGACCUGAGCACAAUUCAGAGGGAGGAUCUGCUGGAGGUGCUGGACAUGUACCCAGAGUUUGCAGAUUACUUCUUUAAUAACCUGGAGCUUACCUUCAACCUUAGAGAUGAGGCUGCCAAGCCAUCUAGUUCCCAAGACUGUGAUUCAGACGGAGAGGGAAUAAAAUCCAUAAAAAGGAGGAUCUCCUUCACACCAGAUCUAUCUAAAAGGGAAAACAAGGAAGCGGUUAAAGACUCGGGGAGGGAGAGGGAGUCAAACACGUGCCUAAAGAGAUUUUCAGAUGUCUUGAGUCCCUCUUCCCUCAAUGCCCAGGCCUUGGAAUCAAACCUUAUCGAACACCUCCAGGUCAGAGACAGCAUGGUGAGGAACUCAUCAUUUGAAGAUCUGUGCUGUGAUAAAUGGACCUGUAAGAAACCCACAGACUACCUGGAUGAGUCAGCACAGUUCCAGGACCUGAGAGAGGACGACAGUUCUGCCAGCGAAAUCACAUAUGGAGAGGUGGAACAACGCUUAGGUCAGCUUCAGGAACACUUAAACAGGCUGGAGUCUCAGCUCAUGUCAGACAUUCAGACCAUCCUGCAGCUGCUGCAGAGACAGCCGACCCUGGGACCCCCGGCCUACAGCACUGUGACUGCCAGUCCAGACUACCACAAACCUGCCAUGAAGGUUCAGCCAGUCGCUCUGUCUGCAAGCCAUCUGUUCAGCCAUACAGGAACUCAAGGCCUAAACCACAAACUGGAGACGGCCGUUCAGGAAUCCAAAGACUCACUGUCGAGCUUGGCCAAUGUGAAUGCACCUAUCGAGGAUAGCCUUACAACACUGCUUGUACAAAAUCAAACAGAGCUACAUCAGCAUCAACCACAACAACAACACCACCACCAACACACAGGGCAUCAGCAGUCUACACUGCUCAUUCUUCCAGCUGAAGCCUCCUCCUCUUCCUCCCCAUCUCCCUGUGACUCCGUCCUCAACACCACUGAACUCCAUGGACCUGCCUCAGGCUCAGACAGUCCGCGGCUGUAACUGCGCUCCCAGAAGCGCAGCGUUCUAAUAUCUGGGUUGUAAUGCUGUAAUUACUAAGAAUCAACUUUUAAUCAGCAUGCUGGCACAGACAUCUGUAUUGUUAAUUUGCAAUUGCUUGGUAAUAGAAGUAAGAUUUUUUUUAAUCAUGCAUGCGCACAAACUGCUGUUCUCUGCAGUUAACAGGGUAAUAAAACUGUUUUCUGCAGUUAUCAGUGUAAUAGCAAUGGUUACAUAUUGUAACAGUAGUUAUAUGAACACAGGAGCCCUCCAUAGGACUCUUUAAGCAGAAUCAUGUCAGAUCCACUCAUCUAAAAUUUCCAUAGAGAUGCCCAACAAAUCUGGGUGAAGCAGCCUAGUGGAGACUGUAUAUGAGGACAACACUUCCAGAUUUUUUUCAUAAAUCGGAAGCCUUCUAUUAUAACUAAAUUCUAAUUAAUCUGUAGGGAUGUUUAAGCACUCCACCUGGUUUUGAUAGAGCUACCACAAUACCUAACCAACUUUCUGUUUCCUCCAGGCUUGUUACUCUAAUAGGCUCUAAUGAGCUCUGUGCCACUUCUUGUUGCCAUGCUGCAACACUUUUACAUCCCAACACACUGCAACUUUCCACUAACACACUUUAAUGGGUCAACUCUCCAUUAAUAACAUUAUUCCAGUGCAGUGAAUGGUAUAUCCAAAAUGAUAACCGCUGUCUAAUGACCAUUAGAGAAAUCUCUUUUUCUCUUUUAUUUACUAAACCAGACUGGCCUACCUCACAGUACACUGGCCCUUAUAACCAGCACUUUAUGACAAAGGCGCAAGUGUUUUUGUAGCCUCAGCUGCAAACACAGAAGCUAUAACUUCUAAUGUCUUUGCAGCCACCCCAGGUAAAGUAGCUGUGUUUUAUGAGUAUGCGUGGCAAGGGAACUGGUAGAGGGCAUGGAUCGACCCUCAAAACCAAUCUUUUCUUCUCUGGCCGAGGGUGAAAGUUUCUAAAGUCUUUCUUUUAGUGCUAAGCUUUUGACAGGAAUAUGACACAAGGGCAUCUUGGAACAUGUAAUAAUAGGAGGCCAGCGGUGCUUCAGUGGGGUAGUGUUGCCGCAAAAAUAAAAAGAGCAGAGCUAAACCGAGCCACAAUGGGGUGCUUUUAAUAUAAACAGUAUACUUGACACAGUUGUUUGUACCAAAACCUCUCUGCCAUCUAAAACAGGUAGAAAAAGGAGCUCCGAGAUGGACCUUUACCUGAUGUUUAGCACCACAUGGAGAUCCUUAACAGUCACCGAUGAACAUGGUCACAGCUGUUCGAGCCUGUUAGAGUCUGAAGCCUGUGCAGGUGUAAAUGUAUAUCCAAGAACUGUAUAAAAAAAAAAAGAAAAAAAAAAAAAAAACUUUUUCCUGCAUCUUUUAGUGUAAUACAGCAUUAUUACAAAGGUGUGAGAACAGUUUUCAAACCUUAGUUGUAUGCCUGUCUUGUCUGAAGUGUGACUCAGGGGAUAUGGACAAUUGCACUGCAAUACACAGUACAGUAUCAAGUAUACUGUAGUUUUCUUCUUUAAACUAUGUGCAUUAUUACUGUGGUCACUGAUGUGCACCUACUGAAUAACAAUAAGCCAACAGAUCACACCAUACAUGCUUGUUAACCUCAACAAGCAGGUAUGAUGUAGGUAUUAUUACAAGGCAGUGCAUGUGUUUUAUAUCUGUAUAUUAACUAUUUUGCACUGCUUAUGAGCCCAAAGUAGCACAUUUUAAUAUAUAACAACGAUGUCAGCAUACUUAUCUCUUUUUAGGAUGUAAUUAGAGAGUGUGUUUUGGGAGAUGGGGGUCGGAGAAUUGCUGAACAAAUGGAAAGUUAGUGUAGCUUACUUGCGCAUAAAAAGGCCUGAGAGAUGGUCUUGUGCCUAUACAACCCAUCCAAAUGCAAUGUCAACAUUUUAACUAACCACACGUCAACAAAUCCUUUCAAUACCCUGUACUGUUUUCAUUGGCAAAGUACAUUAAAGAAAAAAAA
Messenger RNA from Sphaeramia orbicularis (orbiculate cardinalfish), 5894 nucleotides. It is a transcript of the gene kcnh7b, whose product is annotated as potassium voltage-gated channel subfamily H member 7. The transcript is spliced from 15 exons. The record is from RefSeq and is a predicted model, not a curated record. Lineage: Eukaryota; Metazoa; Chordata; Actinopteri; Kurtiformes; Apogonidae. Gene Ontology annotation, cellular component: plasma membrane. Gene Ontology annotation, biological process: potassium ion transmembrane transport; regulation of membrane potential. The coding region runs from base 404 to 3910 and encodes 1168 amino acids. Gene Ontology annotation, molecular function: inward rectifier potassium channel activity.